AUGCCAUCCGCUCCCCCCGCCCCUAACCUCCGCGUGCCCGCUCCCUCGCCGCCUCUUUUGACCCUCCCUGCCCCCCUCGCCGUUUCCCACCUCCCGCAAUUCGUUCCUCCCCCCCGUGCCCUCCCCUCGUUUACCUUCUCCUCCCCCCUCCCCUCCUCUGCCCCACGCUUCUUCCUUCCCCUCGCUAACCUACUCCGCUCCCUGCCCCUCCUUAAUUUGCACCCUGCCCCUCGUCUUUCGUCCCCCUGCGCUUGCUUUCGCCCCUCCCUGCCCCUCGCUGCCUUUCUCCGCUCCCCUCCUCCCCCCUCUCCCCGGGCCCCCACUCUCGCCCCCUUGUCCUUGGCUUUCCACCUCCCUGCCCCAGGUUUCCCCCCUCCUUGUGCUCAGCGUCUCCCCUCCCUGCUUUCUCCCUCUUCCCCGCCCUGCCCCUCAUUUUCCGCACCCCCACGCCCGGUUUCUCCCCUCCCUGCACCUCCCUAUCUUUCCCCGUCCCUCUCCUUUGUUCCCUCCCUGCCCCUGGCCGCCCAUGCCACUGUCCUUGGUUUCUCCCCUCCCUGCCUGACUCCCAUCCAAACGCCCCCACUCUCCCCCGGCUGCCCGUUUUUGCUCUCCACCCUGGCGACCGUGUGUGGCUUCCAAACGCACGGGGCGUUUCUUCGCACGAGCGAGCCUCCACGGGGGGCCCCCACCCCGCGGAGUCAUUAUUGCCCUCUACACCUCUACGAGCCGUACUAUCCCCUCCAGCCUCCCUUUCCCCCUCAGCGCCUCCCGUAUCCAGCGUGGGCUGCACGUCUGCUUUCCGUCCUACCAGGCCCUUUGGUGACCGACCUGCCGUCACCCAUCUCCACACUGCUUUUUCCAACCCCAGCAGCACUCUACACCCCUUGUCCCUGCUCCCUGUGCUGCCCAGCCCCCUUCCACGUCCUCCCUCUGCCAUUUCCUGGCACCAGCCCGCCCUUCCCUUCUCCAGCCGCACUCUACACCUCCUGCCCCUGCUCCCAGUGCCGUCCAGCUCCCCUCCCCAACCCCCCUCCGCCAUCUCUUUGGCCAGUUCCAUCGGCACUCCCUCCUCCCUGGGGUCCACCCCUCCGCACUUAUCACCCAUCACGAUCUCCCUGUCCCCCCCUGCCCCUUGCGUUCCAGCCCCCCAUUCUCUUGGCCAUCGUCCACAGCUCCUCUUUCCGUUGCCCCCUCUGCCCUCCCAUGCUCACACUUCUCGCCCCUCAUCCGUUCCAAUACCCAUUGCCGGGCCUACGCCAGCCCUGCCACCCGUCCCCUCACCAACUACCCUAUCUCCCUCCCUCCCUGCCACCCCAUCCCCUCUGCCCCCCCUGCCUCACUCGUCCGUCCACACUACCCCUCGAACUCUAUUCCCCCCUUCCCUCUUCAGCCCUAGCACCCUCCCCCACACCCCGCUCUCCCCCCGCCCCAUUACCCCCUCUCCCCCACCCUCCCUGCUACCAGCUACAACUACCACUACCUCUGGUCUCUCACCCCCUCCAACAGGCAGCCCCCUCCUACCCUCCUUCCAGUCCACUCCCCAACCCCCUCCACCCCACCCCACUGCCCCCCUCCCAGAGACACCGAUACCCCCCGUUCCUUUAA
This is a messenger RNA of Closterium sp. Naga37s-1, 1605 nucleotides long. The record is from the annotation of a GenBank genome assembly. Lineage: Eukaryota; Viridiplantae; Streptophyta; Zygnematophyceae; Desmidiales; Closteriaceae.